Acaromyces ingoldii is the source of this 1490-nucleotide messenger RNA. Its product is annotated as carbon-nitrogen hydrolase. NCBI's taxonomy places the organism in Eukaryota, Fungi, Basidiomycota, Exobasidiomycetes, Exobasidiales, Cryptobasidiaceae. Gene Ontology annotation, molecular function: catalytic activity. The coding region runs from base 284 to 1447 and encodes 387 amino acids. The transcript is spliced from 2 exons. The record is from RefSeq and is a predicted model, not a curated record.
UUUUGAGACGAGGCUUGACCCUUAUCAUGCUUUAUCCAUACCGCUCCGGCUCGGUUCCUACCGGGAAAGAAGAGAAUGGCGGGUCUCUGACCGGAAUUGAUAGGGGAUGCUGGCUUUCCCCCUCUCCUGGUCGCGAAAGAUAAGGUGUCGAGCAAAAUGCCGAUGUAGCCCUUGGUGCUCUGGGUAUUCGCGCUGCAAUGCUCUGAAAUGCUCUAUAUAAGCGCUGCGUCCGUAUCACGAGUCCACCUCUCUUCAAUCUCUCCUCGUCGUAAACGAAAAGAAAAUGGCCCCAGCUCCCAUCAACGUCGGCGUCGUGCACGCUUCGCCUGUGUUCAUGAACAAGGAGAAGACGGUGGACAAGUGCGUGGCUUACAUCAAAGAGGCAGGACAGAAGGGCCUCGAUCUCCUCGUCUUUCCCGAAACUUUCUUGCCAUGCUAUCCUUUCUUUGCCAUGGUUUACCCGCCCGUCACCUACACAAAGGUGAUGCCGGACUACAUCGAGCAGUCGGUCCGCAUGGAUGGUCCCGAGGUGGCCACCAUCAGCGCAGCAUGCCGCGAAGCGCGUGUCGCCGUCGUUCUGGGCGUGUCGGAGCGCGCCCCCGAUGGCACCAAUACCAUCUUCAAUUCGCAAUUCUUCUUUGACAAGGACGGCACCUUCCUCGGAUCGCACCGCAAGCUCCAGCCCACCUUUAUGGAGCGCUCCGUCUGGGGACAGGGCAGUGGACACACCCUGCGCACGUUUGCUGUCCAGGACGGCUACUGCCUCGGUGGUCUCAUCUGCUGGGAGCACACGAUGAACCUGGCUCGGCACUCGUUGGCGCAGCAGGGUAUCCAAGUCCAUGCCGCCGCCUGGCCAUCCUAUUCGACGCUGGAGGGAUUUCCUGAGGGAGCACCCGAUGCGCAGAUCGAGUGCCUCAUGAAGUCGCACGCCAUGUCGGCGCAGACUUUUGUACUUGCUGCCUCUUGCCCUGUCGACGAGACCUGCCUCGAGUGGAUGAAGGAGAAGCUGGGACCGCAGCAUCUCAUCGGCCUCGGCGGAGGCUGGUCGGGCAUUGUCAGUCCAUGGGCCACACACAUCAGCGGGCCCGUGCUGGGCUACGGCGAUCGACUCUUGACCGCUCGUCUCGACUUUGAGAGUGUCUUGCCCCUGGCUUCUUGGGUCGACUCGGCGGGUCACUAUGGCCGACCAGAGGUACUCAAGCUCACCGUCGACGACAGCCCCACGUGGUGCUACGACACGGCGAGCAUCCACAAGGAUCACCCCAAAGCGGCCUACGGUGCCCCAAGGCGGACGGCUAGCCAAAUCUCGCCUCCCGUAAAGCAAACACCCGAACCUCUUCUCGUCGCCGGUGGGCCUGCCAAGCGAAUCACAAAUGGAGACACGGACGCGCACGCGCACAACAAGGUGCCCAUCAAGCAGCUUGCAUCGAUCGGCGCCACCGCUUAGCCUAGCCGAUAAUAUGCUGCAAUGUCACAUUCGCGAGAGUAGA